Tuber melanosporum (Perigord truffle) is the source of this 967-nucleotide messenger RNA. RefSeq lists its product as uncharacterized. The transcript has 2 exons. The record is from RefSeq and is a predicted model, not a curated record. NCBI's taxonomy places the organism in Eukaryota, Fungi, Ascomycota, Pezizomycetes, Pezizales, Tuberaceae. Bases 47 to 643 code for a protein of 198 amino acids.
GUAAUCCAUUCCACAAACCAAACUUACUUGCUCCUUUCCUUUCAAGAUGUGCGGAUUAACGUACAACCCUCUCAACCCACCAACAAUGAUUCACGCACCUCUGCCAAAACAUUAUCACCACCACCAUCCCCAUCAUCAACACUACAAUCAUUAUCCUCCAAAGCCUCCACCAUCAUCACCUGCCCAGCCGAUCAUCAGAUCAACAUCGGCGUUAAAACCCAAAUCCCAAGCAAACACCCACUGCUUAAGACGCGGGUCGAAAACCUCGUUGCCCCCCCGCACUACCACCACAGCAACGAAAGCAACAACAACAGAAACAAAAACGAAGACCCUCCUACUCCGCCGAAAACUCGUCGCGAAUCUCAACUCGCUAUCACCCUCCACCAUCAAAUUCUUCUACGCCCAGCCAUACACGCACGUUGUACCGUCCAAGCGGCCGAAGUGUGACAGUGCAAAACGUCUGAAGCGGUGUGAAACGGCGGGAGAUGAGUGUGCGAGGGCUGGAGAGAUAGUGCUCGAUCGACGGAGGCGAAGGCGGAUGAAGAGACGAGGCGAAGGCGGAGGACCGGUUACCAGGAGUAGGGCUCGUGCGAAGGAGAUGCUUGAGAGGAUUAAUACGCGGUCGAGGACGGCGACGAAAUAACCACAUCCCUAACGGUCAUCUGCAUACGGAAAGAAGAGAAAAAGGGGGAUCGGAAAGGGUGCUGAUGGGUGGUGGUGGUGUUUGUAGUGUUUAUAUUAUUGUUUAGGUGUUACUUUGGAGUUUUUUUAUUUUUUUAUUUCAUGUCUUUCCUAUGCACCAUUUUUUUCCCCAAGUUUUCUUCCGUUCUCCCUCGAGGGAGGAAUGAAAACAGGAUAAAAAACAAAAAACAACUGAUUAAUUCGGGGUUUUGUUUACGGUUUAUAUUUAUAUUCAUUUCGUGUCAUUGGGGCAUUGCAGAAUUUACAAAAGGAAUUGGUUAUGGAG